AUGAAUUUAAACCUUUUCCCCAAUGAGGUGCUAUGCUGUAUAUUCGACUAUCUGCCAUGGAAAGACCGUCAACGUGUAUCCCUGGUAUGCAGCCGGUGGAACAGCAUAAUCAACUCCAAUCACUAUCUACGUCGUCAGAAACUGGUGCUGUACAAUUACAACAAGGCCAAAUUUUUCUCUGGCGUUGGGGUGGAGCUAUUAAAUCGCCAACACGCCAUUGAAUUUAACUCGAACGCCAUGCUCGAUACCGAGGAGCUGCUCGAUACGAUCGACAGGUCGUUGAGUAGUGGAGCCGCAAUGGUGAAAUCGUUGUCGUUACUGCUACGUUCGGAGCAUAAGCUAGCUUUCGGUUUGGUGGUGGCCAAUAUUCCCAAACUGACGUACUUAACGGAGCUCAACAUUUCCGCGAACGAAGCGCUCACCAACGGCGUUCACAUCGAUAGCGCGUGUUUGGAAAAGAUUAAUAUAUCUUUUUAUCAAAAUUCUCUCUGCAAGCUAAACACACCGAGACUUCACACUUUGCAUCUAACAGUACGGUACCGAAGUGAGAUGAACCUUCUAAGCACAAUUUCCUCCCAGCUUAUCGAGCUUAAGGUGUCCUUCAUCUCUAAAGACCACGUAGCGCAACUAUUUGAUUGUGACUUCAGUUCGCUGAAGGAGUUGGAUAUAUCAUUGAAAAACGACAAGUAUAUAAUGUACAGUGUAUCACCAGUGCACAAACGUCGGCUCGAUAGGAAGGGAGUUUUUGCUGAAACUAUUGUUGGCUUAGAAACAUUGCGCAUUAUCGAUUUCUGCAACAUCUUUGAAAACGAUUUUCUGCGUAUGUUCACCUACGCCAAGUCACUAAAAGCCCUCACUAUCAACAACUUUAAGUUGGUCAACGAGGUGAAAGAGCUUAUCAAUGGGUUCGAGAAUUUAAGUUAUCUUAACCUGGAAGGAUGUCAACGAAUGGAUGAAACAAAAAAGUUAACUCUACCCUCUCUUCAAACUCUGGUGAUAUCAUACAAACAACUCUCUUUAUUCAGUGUGUCACAAUUAAGCACGCUUAGGACCUUGUACUAUUUUAACACAGCUAAAGACCAAACACAUUUUAUUAGGCAAAUCGCUCAAGUUUUCGCAAAUCUCACCUUUCUUUGCCUGCAAAAUUUUGACAACGAACUUGAUUCAAACGCGUUCCGAAAUUUAAAUUUGCUUUCAAAGCUGCGUGUGCUAGUCAUCAAAAACAUGUCCGUUUCAAGCCAAAUAUUUGCAAACUGUCCCAUGAUUCCUCACCUGGAACGGCUCGUAACGGAAACCAUCGUGACGGAAGUUUCCAUACUUGAUGCAAUACCUGCAAAAUUUCCUUCGCUGCAAACGUUCGUCAUUAAGGAUUGUUUCCUUUACCUGAUUCCUAAGGAGAGUGCCAAAUUUUAUACGACGUUCGAUGAACUUCGCCGGCAGAUGCCAUACUGUCGUAUUUCUACAAAGGAAUCAACCAUAUUUAAUAACAAUGCAAAGCACAGCUGA
Anopheles nili is the source of this 1506-nucleotide messenger RNA. RefSeq lists its product as uncharacterized. The record is from RefSeq and is a predicted model, not a curated record. Lineage: Eukaryota; Metazoa; Arthropoda; Insecta; Diptera; Culicidae. The transcript is spliced from 4 exons. Gene Ontology annotation, molecular function: protein binding. Bases 1 to 1506 code for a protein of 501 amino acids.